AUGUAUUCCAUCACUAUUGUCUCAUUUUAUUUAAUUUUUUUAAUCAAUUACACCUUUCAACAAGGACAUGGCUCAUUUGAAGUUCGUGAACAUAGUUUAACUCGUCCAUAUGCAUCUGUUUUUUCAACUUCAACUUCAAAUUGGGAUUUAACUGGGAAUACAAUUGUUACGGAUAAAUUUAUUCGUUUAACGCCCGACGUACAAAGUAAAGCUGGUGGUUUAUGGAAUAGGAUACCUGUUUAUUAUCCUGAUUGGGAAAUACAUGUUCAAUUUAAAGUUUACGGGGAAGCAAAAACUUUGUUUGGCGAUGGAUUUGUUAUUUGGUAUGUUCGAGAUCCAAAAAUGGCUGGUCCUGUUUUUGGUUCAAAAGAUUUUUUCCAAGGAUUAGCCAUUGUUAUGGACACAUAUGCUAAUAAAAACGAAGAUUAUUCUCGUACUUUUCCAUAUAUAUCCGCUAUAGUAAAUAAUGGUUCACUUCAUUAUAAUCAUGAUAAUGAUGGUUUCAAUUUAACCGUAGCUGGUUGUGAAUCACCUUUUCGUGGUCGUGAUACAGAUACACUUGUUGCUAUUCGAUAUCAAGAUAAUCGUUUAACUAUAUCUACUGAUACUGAAGGACAAAAUAAAUGGACAAAAUGUUUUUCCAUAGCAGGUAUUAAUUUACCAACACAUUAUUAUUUUGGUUUUUCGGCUGCAACUGGCGAACUUAGUGAUAAUCAUGAUAUUAUAUCUGUACAUACAUAUCAAUUAGAGUCAAGUGAAGAACGACGAAAAGAAGAUCGUACAGGUAUACUACCAUCAGCUCCAACAGCUAAUAUGGGAAGUGAGAAUAAUACUACUUCGAAACCAAAAAGUUGGUCAGUGCUACAAAUAUUUGCCAUUGUUGCUCUUUUGAUAAUUGCUAUUUUGGUUGGUGUUGGCAUAUUCUUUUAUAUGAAACAACGACGAUAUCACAGCUCAAGAUUAUAUUAA
Rotaria socialis is the source of this 969-nucleotide messenger RNA. Lineage: Eukaryota; Metazoa; Rotifera; Eurotatoria; Philodinida; Philodinidae. The record is from the annotation of a GenBank genome assembly.